Messenger RNA from Knipowitschia caucasica, 507 nucleotides. NCBI's taxonomy places the organism in Eukaryota, Metazoa, Chordata, Actinopteri, Gobiiformes, Gobiidae. The record is from the annotation of a GenBank genome assembly.
AUGAGGUGUGAGGGGAGAGGGGCACAGGGAGGUAGCUCCAAGGGUGGGGGGUCUUCUAUCGCUCACACCGGCCAACACAGAGAUGAGGAAAGCAGCACACCCUUGUUGUCAUUUCGCCUUUGCCCCCUUCCAUCUGUCCGCCCGGCUUCUGACACCUAUACCAGCCUGUCAGAGGAGGGGUCCCGUAUCAUCGGGGUCCGGGCUGUCGGGAGACUGGGGGAGGAGGGGAUUGCUCGGCUAAAUUGGAGCUCUCAGCCGGCAGAGGAAGCAGGGCGACUGGCACCUACCGAGGGUCACCGAGUCGGCCCCUACUACAACUACCACGCAGCGGACGGGGACAUGUUGGAUAGCAACAUUUCUCUUGGAGGCGUCAUGGAGACCAAGGCUCCAACAGCCACUGAGAAGAAGGAGUGUAAGCCCUCUGCGCUAGACGGAAGUAGCUUCUCCGAGCUCCCCAAGAAACCGUCCCCCACCACGAUUAACAGAGGUCGGCUGCUUUCUCUUUAA